AUGUUUCAAUUUGCUAAACCUGUUCGAACUUACGGAAGGAAGAAAGAAGUAAUAAUUUCAAUACCGAAAUUGGUUAUUCCAUCUUCAGAUAACAAUGAAAACAAGAAUCAUGUUCCAGCAAAUAAAAAUAUAAAUAGAACCGAAACAGAGGAAGUUGAUAAUUCUUUGAUUGAUGAUCCUUUUGAAACAACAUUUGAUAAACUUUUUAAAAAUAUGAGAAUUCCACCACCAGUACAUAAGGCUGAUAAUGAUACAAUAUUAUUGAAUAGUUCAGACGAUAAAACUACUAUCAAUGAUCACAAAUCUUCAUUACACGAGGUAGAUGAUUUCAACGCAAAACCAAUUCCUAAACGAAAAAUGAACCACAGAAAGUCAAAAGUCAAAGUUAUUAAGAAGACAAUUAAAAAGAAGAUUGUAUUUCAAAAUAAUGGAAAAUUUAAAUUGCAGAAGGACAAUUCUCAUAAGUACAAGUUACGUGAAAAGAGAAAUAAUAGCAAAAUUUCAUCCAAAUACUUUGAUAUUGAUUGUUUAAGUUUUAUUUAUGAUGAAAGAAAAAUUUCGGAAAUUAAAAAUUAUAAUCAAGACAAAAGAAAAGUUUACAACAAGAAACCUUUUGUAGGAAAAAAGAAAAGAGGUACUAAUAUGUCAAGUGUAAAAUUUUCCAAUGACAUGGAAGUAAAACCAUGUUUUGUUAAUUUGGGUAAUUCCAAUAUAUCAAAAUGGAAUACAAAUGCAAUAGAAAAUAAUUUAUCGAACGGAACUCACCAAUUGUCAAACCAAUAUAUAAAUACUGAUAUCAAUAUUGAUAAUUUAGAGCAUAAUAAUACAAAUAUGAAACAUUGUUUUAUUAAACUAGAACAAUUAGAAAUUGAUUCAUAUAAAAAGCCACUUAACUUCAACAAAAAAAAUGAGAAUGUGUUCAAUAGCACACCUAAUAGUAGAUCUAUUAGACCUUCUGCACAUUUAAUUUCUUUAUCGCCAAUUUCUGUUGAACAUUUUGAAAAAUUAGGAGAUUCUAAUAUAUAUGCAAACAAUGCUUUACCUUAUAGAAAUAAUGAAGCUUGUUUAGGGUCCGAACUAGUAAGUGAUGAUUUGUGCAAAAAAUCAAAUGAAGUAGCAAGAUAUGAGCUUGAAGAUAAAUCUAAGUCAUUAUUUAAUUCUUUAUCAAACAUAUCUAACUUAAGCAAGUGUAAUUUAAACAAAUCAGAAAAUACAGAUAAAAAAUAUUCUAAUUUAUUGACAAAACUUAGUUGUAAUACUAAUGCCAACUAUAAUCAGAAAGAAUUCUUCACAAAAGAAGAUUUAGUACAAGAUAAUUCAAAAAGUGGAAUCAAACAGAGUGAUAUAAAUAAAUUAAUAUUAACACAAGAACAUAAGAUUCCAAGUACAAAAACAAGUAAACAUUAUUUAAGAUUUUCUGUUGAUGCAAAUAAAUCAUGUUCUUUAUUUGAUGAUAGUAAUGAAAAUAAUACUAAAGUACAUAAUAUAGAAAAAAAAUGUAAUAGUAAUAUAGCAGAAGAUGAAAAAAGGACAGUAUUAAUUAAUGAAAUGUUAUCAGACUUCAUUAAAUUAGAUGAAAAGCCAACUUUAAACAUAAAUUAUGAUAAGGAAGUAAUAUUUAAUAAGAUAGAAGAAUUGCCUGAGACUUUAAUUCCAAUUAAAUUGACAACAUCAGAUUCAUCUGUUGAUAUAACAAUUGAAUUAAAAACUGAAGAAAUAAGUAAUAAGACCACUGAAAUAGUGGAUGAUGUAUCUUGUCAAAUUUUGUCAGAUAGUAAAAACAUAUUAAAUACAAAAAAUUCUCCUGAAAAUAGUUGUAUGAAACAUAAUAUACUGCAAUCCUAUGUAGUAUUAGAACAAUUACAAGAUCCUGUUAGAGUUACAAAGAGAAAAAAAUAUACUAAAUGGGAUCUUGAUCUAGUUGCUAUUGCAGAAAAUUGUAAUGAUAAUAUGGAACAAAGGGAAAAUCAGGUACGUUUUAAAAAAGCAAACAAUGGUAGACAAAUGUUAUCACAAAAGAAAUUAUCAGUAUUAGAAAAUAUAAUGGAAGAAUCUACAAAUAAUGGCUGUAUAAACAUUAAAAAUCCUAUAUACUUAAAGCCAGGCAAGUCCUGGGCAAGAUCUUUAUCAAUUUUGAAUAAUGUACAUACUGAAUUUAAUUUGGAUGAAUUAUCUGUUGGCAAAGGUAAAAAAUGGAGACAUAGUGUACAAGAUAUUUUAAAUAUGCAAACACAAGGAAUUAUACAAAGUUGUAUAAAAAAAAAUGAUAAAAAAUUACAAAUAACUAAUGAAUUAACUAACAAAUCAUAUCAUGAAUUGAUUAAUAACAAAGGAAAAACUUAUGAUUCUACUAAUCUUAGUCGUGUUUCAAGAAGAAUAUCAAUUCGUGUUGUUCCAAUUUGUAAAACAGUAAAAUCUAUCGAAGAUGCACCAUUUCUUGAAGUCUAUGGUAUUGUACCUAUUAAAAGUCAAAGAUUUACAUUAUUAAAUAAUCCUCAAAAAUCUUCUACAUGCAAAAUUCAAAGUGAUGAUAUUGAUGACCAAAUUAUUGAGGAACAUAUAGUUUCAACAGCUAGAGAAGUCAUUUUACAAAGAUGUUUACAAAAAGAUUAUAUACCAUUUUCAUUAUAUUUUUCAGAUUCAUACUUGCAACAUUGUCGAAAAAUUGGAGAAGGAGUAUAUGGUGAAGUUUUUCUUUAUGAACAGGAAAAUAAAAAAUCUGUUAUAAAAAUUAUUCCAAUAGAAGGUAACGAUUGUGUUAAUGGAGAACCACAAAAAAAAUUUCAUGAAAUAUUAUCGGAAAUCGUAAUUGCAAUGGAAUUACAUAGUUUAAGAUUCAACACAAAUUAUAAUACUGAUGGAUUUGUAGAGGUAAAAAAUAUUAAAUGUAUAAAAGGGAAAUAUCCCGAAAAACUUUUAGAAUUAUGGAAUAUCUAUGAUGAAGAGAAACACUCAGAUAAUGAUUGUCCAUCAAUAUUUAAUGAUGAUCAAUUAUAUAUUGUUCUUGAACUUGCACAUGGUGGUCAAGAUUUAGAAGCAUUUGUAUUUAAUACUGCAGAAGAAGCACAUAUUUUAUUUAUACAGACUGCAUUAGCGUUAGCAGUUGCAGAAAAAGCUGUUGAAUUUGAACACAGAGACUUGCAUUGGGGAAAUAUAUUAAUAUCUCCAACAGAUAAUGCUUAUGUGCAUUAUAAAUUUGGACAAAAAAAUAUUGAGUUAAUUAGUAAAGGUGUAAAGGUGUCUAUUAUAGAUUUUACACUUUCAAGAAUACAAUAUCAAGGAUGUAGCAUAUUCAAUGAUCUUGCAUCAGAUCCUACCCUUUUUACAGCUCAGGGUGAAUAUCAAUUUGAAAUAUAUCGUUUAAUGAAGAAUAAAGUUAAAAACAAUUGGCAAAUAUUUGAACCUUAUACAAAUAUUUUAUGGUUACAUUACACUUUAGAUAAAAUGAUUACAGCAGUUAGGUAUAGAAAAAGAAAUUUAAAAAUUCAUAAAAAUGGUAUAAUUAAACUUAAAGAGUUGAAAAAUGAAGUUUUAAAAUAUAAUAGUGCCUUCGAUUUGAUAACAAAUUGUGAUAAAAUUGUUAAUUUAUUACAUGUUAAUUCAUAAUCUAAAAUAAUACUUGUGUAA
Eufriesea mexicana is the source of this 3627-nucleotide messenger RNA. It is a transcript of the gene Haspin, whose product is annotated as haspin. Gene Ontology annotation, cellular component: cytoplasm; nucleus. Gene Ontology annotation, molecular function: histone H3T3 kinase activity; ATP binding. Gene Ontology annotation, biological process: intracellular signal transduction; mitotic cell cycle; protein phosphorylation. The transcript is spliced from 10 exons. Lineage: Eukaryota; Metazoa; Arthropoda; Insecta; Hymenoptera; Apidae. The record is from RefSeq and is a predicted model, not a curated record.